AUGAGGCUGCCUUGGAAACUCGAAAAGACAAAGGUCACUGGGGUCAAGGAAAUCGUGGCAAAGUUCACUGAAAGCCGGUCAAAGGGUGAUGAGUCCAGCGAGUCGUGGCCUGCUUGGCGACGGUGGGCCAGAACGAUAGUCAUAGCGCCAAGCUUCGAAUGGUUUUGUGCAAGUUUGAUUCUCUUGUGUGCUCUGUUGAUUGGCACUGAAGCCAACUGGAACAUCCAAAACAUUGGCAGUGCUCCUCCGGCAAUCUUUCGGAUUUUGAACACCGCAUUCAACUUCCUUUUUGCUUUGGAGUUGGUUCUGCGGAUUUUGGUGGAAGGCCUUGGCUUCUUCUCUUUCUACAAUCAGUCUAUCCAUUGGAAUGUGAUGGAUGCUGCACUAGUCGCCGUUGCAAUAGUGGAAGAAGUCAUUUUGGUGAUGGUCGCAGCAUCAGCCGAAUCCUCCGUCGACUUGUCAGGCUUGAAGGUGUUGCGCAUGUUGCGCUUGGCGCGUAUUCUUCGUGUUGUCAAGGUGGUGAGGUUCUUUUCGGAAUUGCGCAUUAUGGUGAAUGGAGUAAUUGGCUCCGCUAGAUCUCUUUGCUGGGCACUUCUGCUGAUCAUGUUGGUGAACUUUUUGUUCGGAGUGUUCUUUAUGCAACUGUCCAUCGACUACUUGGAGGAGACUAGUCAAGACCAGGCCUUGAUGAAGUACUUUGGUUCUUUGCCACGGACUAUGAUGACGUUGUAUCAAGCCAUCUCUGGAGGGAUUGACUGGGACAAUGCGGUUGUAACCUUGCUGCCGGUGACCUGGAUCAUCGAGUAUAUCUUUGCGGCAUAUAUAUUCUUCACCAUUUUCUGCUGCCUCAACAUCAUCACGGGAAUUUUUGUGGACAAUGCAAAAGCUUUGAAGGUGGCAGAUUUGGAGAACAUGCACCAGGAGGCCAGACGAGAAAGAAAGAAAUGGAUUUCGGAAGUGGCUGAGUUAUUCUCGAGGAUCUGCCACGACAACGAUGGUCGUUUGACAAAAGAGGAUUUUGUGUACCACCUCAACAAUUCAGAUCGGAUUGCCACUUGCUUUCACAAGCUGGGAAUCAAUACAGACACAACCAAUACUGAUGAGCUUUGGCAGCUGUUUGAUUUCGGCGAGAGCGGCUACAUUGACCAAGAUGAGUUUGCCAUCGGCAUCAAGCAAUUCCAUGGCCAAGCACGCAGCAUUGACCUCUACAAGCUUCGGAAGGAAAUGAGGGAUGUUUCGAAAAGUGUGAAAAGGAUUGCAUCGGUCUUGUCAUUUGAUGGGUGA
This is a messenger RNA of Durusdinium trenchii, 1284 nucleotides long. The record is from the annotation of a GenBank genome assembly. NCBI's taxonomy places the organism in Eukaryota, Dinophyceae, Suessiales, Symbiodiniaceae.